CUACUUUGAAAACCACAAGAUGAGGGUGUCCCUGGCUGCACAGACACUGAGUCGCUCCGUGUCAGUGGCUCUCCGCACAAUGAGGGAUCUUGGGUACUCUCAGUUUAAGGACUGUGAGGCAACAGCACAAUUCAUUGAGGUAAUACAAUUAGUGAUUAUAGAUCCAAGUACAUAUUUUUAUAUUUAUUUUUUUAUAAUUCAUCGGAGUGGUAAACCUGUGAAAUUUGCUGUAGUACAAAGCAUACCUAUGGAAAGGAAGUCAAGUAAAUAUUAAUACUUGCAUGUUUACUCAUUGAGCAUAAAGUUUAGAAAUAUGUACUGUAUUCUCUGUAUAUUUUGAAUAGAUGAGUAUUGAUUUCUAAUGAGAUAUUUUAUCUGAUACCUAAUGAAACCAAGUAAUGAUAUUGAUUUUAAGUACCGAUAUUUCUAUAUAGAUUAUUGACAGGCUGUUUGAUACAAUGAAUGGACGCAAUCCUCGUGCCAAAGGAUUCAAAGCUCCCUUGGGUGCUUUGAAUUGGAUGGACAGGAAAGAAUUUUUGUCAAGAGCCAGGGAGUACUUGCUCACUUUGGUAACAAGAGAUGGAACACCGCUUCACCGAUCUAAGAGGUCUAUUAUAAUGGUGCUUGUUAAGUUCAUGACAUGAGUUCAAUGACAUUGUUCCUACAAACAUCGCGUUCCUAAGAUGCUCCGUUGUUCCGUUAUGCAUCGAGUUCCUAAGAUGCUCCUAACUGCUUCAGUUUUGUUUGUGCCUGAAUUGUCUUGUUUUUUUAUUGGUGUGUUUUUCAGGUUCUAGAUGCUUCUAAAUGGUAUGUAUUACACAACAUCAACUUUAUGCAGGUGUCAGAAAGAUGGUAUGUAUGUUGAUAUGAUGUUCUCUUGUUUAAAUGUUUUUUUAAUGCAGUUUUGUUUCUGUUGGAAUUAUCUUGUAUUCAGUGUGUUUCAGGUACUAGAUGUUUCUAAAUGGUAUGCAUUACACAACAUCAAUUACAUGUAGGGUAGGGCAAAAUGGUAGGUAUUGCAUGUGUUGUUCUUAAGUUCUCCCAGUUCUGCAAUUACAUUGUUACAAGAUAUUGUUCCAUUGUCUACAAGUAUACUAUAUAGUUAAACAAGAAACUGAUCCCAUUCCUAAUAUAUCCACCCUAGUAGCUGUUUCACAUGGAGCUUUCUUGGGGUGUCUUCUUUCGCCAUGAUCUUGGUACUUGUCGAUCAUUGGAUUUGUCAUCAAUAUCGACACGUUGAUCAGCCAGGAUCAUUUAGAGCUCCUAUUUAAUUCAAUCAGAGCCUCAGGCGGCUGGAAUAACAAUCCAUCGGCAUGCCAGUUCCAGGCAAUCUUCCGCCGUCUGAUGGUUCAGUGUGGUGUCUCACCUGGUGAGACAGGCAAUGUGACAGCCCAAGAUCACACUGUGUCCCUGUCUGCUGUGGAGAUGUCCUCUGCUGAAACUGCUGAAGAGCACCCAUCUCCAUUCGCCAACAUUCCGGCCCUUGUGUGUGACCACAGUUAUCUUCCCACUCGGUUUGGAGGUCUGGUGGAAAAUGCUCUGGUCUACAUAGCAGAGUUUGUAGUCCGGCAGAUUCUUCGAAAGCUGUCCUGUGAUGUGUGCCGUGCAAGCUUGGUCAGAGAUGUUAGACCAGCUUCAUUUGACAAGAACUACCACCUUCUAACCCUGAAAAACAACGGUGGCCUAGUGAUUCCAUCACAGGGCACAGUGAAGGUGCUGAGAGCUGCAGAGAGGGUGAUCCGCCGAGCUUCAACAAUACAAGCUCCUAAGGUGUCAACAGUCACGCACAUUGUGCGGGAGGAGAUUGGAACAGAGGAUGUUUUCCUUCUUGGGGAGCACAUUGACGAGACCCAGUUUGGCAUCGACAACCAUCAGUCUGACUUGUUGUCAUUGGUUGUGUCUGUGUUUUUAAAGAUAAGGCUCCACCAUGUUGCCAAACUCGCCUCUCUUGAACUACAGAAAGGGAGCACGAGAAAGAAGCUCUGCAAAACAGUCCUCUUUCAGGGGCUUUAGUGUGUUUGUGUUUGUGUGUGAGAGCGAGUGUGUGUGUGUGAGAGCGAGUGUGUGUGUGUGUGUGUGUGUGAGAGCGAGUGUGUGUGUGUGUGAGAGCGAAGGUGUGUGUGAGAGCGAGUGGGUGUGUGUGUGUGUGUGUGUGUGUGUGUGUGAAAGCGAGUGUGUGUGUGUGAGAGCGUGUGUGAGAGCGAGUGUGUGUGAGAGCGAGUGUAAGAGCGAGUGUGUGUGUGUGUGAGUGUGUGAGAGCGAGCGAGUGUGUGUGUGUGUGUGUGUGUGUGUGUGAAAGCGAGUGUGUGUGUGUGUGUGUGUGUGAGAGCGAGUGUGUGUGUGUGUGUGAGCGAGUGUGUGUGUGUGUGUGUGUGUGAGUGAGAGAGAGUGUGUGUGUGAGAGAGAGAGAGAGAGUGUGUGAGAGAGAGAAUGUGUGAGGGAGAGAUAGUGUGUGUUUGUGUGUGUGAGACAAAUCAUAAUAAAUUGUUUCUUAAACUUAUUAAAAUACCUUACUUUACUGUAACUAUCUGUUUUGCUUCUUUAUCAUAUUUAUAGUGUGUGAUUUAUAAAAUACCUUAUAUCCUACAUCACAUAUUUUGAUUUUGGACGUCUGGUCACUUUAUAUCUCAUAUCAGAAUGUUAUAUUACUGUUAAGUAUAUUAAAUGAAUAUUAAUUCCUGCUAUGAAUAUUAAAAUAUGCCGAACCAUGUGUC
Molecule: messenger RNA, 2714 nt
Organism: Onychostoma macrolepis
Lineage: Eukaryota; Metazoa; Chordata; Actinopteri; Cypriniformes; Cyprinidae
Exons: 3
Coding region: 1345-2013 (222 amino acids)
Source: RefSeq, a predicted model, not a curated record